Podarcis raffonei (Aeolian wall lizard) is the source of this 2092-nucleotide messenger RNA. It is a transcript of the gene SLC10A4, whose product is annotated as solute carrier family 10 member 4. Lineage: Eukaryota; Metazoa; Chordata; Lepidosauria; Squamata; Lacertidae. Gene Ontology annotation, biological process: bile acid and bile salt transport. Gene Ontology annotation, molecular function: bile acid:sodium symporter activity. The record is from RefSeq and is a predicted model, not a curated record. Gene Ontology annotation, cellular component: membrane. The transcript has 3 exons. The coding region runs from base 418 to 1587 and encodes 389 amino acids.
UGAAAACGAAAUAGAACAAAAACAAAAACCGCAGUUUGGGAACGAGAUUGGGAAGAAGGCGCCUAUCCUUUGUAGAGAAGGAGCGCAAGGUACUCACUGACACGUGAUGCGAUGCAAGAAAUCCAUCCGCCGCCGCCGGCGGGAAAGAGCCAAUAAAGCGGUGAGUUUGGCGCGCGAGAGCUUCCCAAGGAUGCGGCCGCCGGCGAGGCAAGGUCCCGAAGGAGCGGCGAAGGGCGCCUGUUGCAGUGACUGACAGACGCACAGACAGCCUCCUCAGCUGCUUCCCCCUCUCAUUCGUCCACCCGUCUGUCUGUCUGUCCCCAACUGACAGGGGCUCCUCAGGCGCGCCUCACUUCUCGCCUCACUUGAAGCUCAGCGUCCGAGGGAGACGCACGCCUGGAGAGCGCGCCUGGGGCCAUGGACAGCUCCUGGGAAGAGCGCGGGAACCUCACGGUCCCCUCAGGGAGCGAGAGCCCCGUCCCCAGCCCGGCGGCGUCGUGGGCGCCCACGGCCGGCUUGGCGCCCCGGGAAGACAGCGGCUCUGCGUCUUUCUGGAACACCCCUUUGAACCAGGCUCUGAGCGUCUUCGUGGCGCUGGCUCUCUUCGUGGCCAUGCUGGGCUUGGGCUGCACGGUGGAGCUGAGCCAGCUGGGCGCGCAGCUGAGGCGGCCCCUGGGCUUGCUGCUGGCGCUGCUGUGCCAGUUCGGGCUCAUGCCCUUCGUGGCUUUCCUGAUGGCGCUGGUCUUCGCCCUCGACGAGGUGGCAGCCGUCACCGUCCUGCUGUGCGGGUGCUGCCCCGGGGGGAACCUCUCCAACAUCAUGUCGCUCCUGGUCAACGGGGACAUGAACCUCAGUAUAAUCAUGACCACAUCGUCUACGUUGCUUGCUCUGGUUUUGAUGCCUCUUUGCCUGUGGAUCUACAGCCGGGCCUGGAUCAACACCCCGUUAGUGCGCCUGUUGCCUCUAGGCGCCGUCACCAUGACCUUAUGCAGCACUCUGCUCCCCAUCGGCAUUGGGGUCUUCAUCCGAUACAGAUUCACCAGGGUGGCAGACAUCCUGCUGAAGGUUUCAUUGUGGUCCCUCCUGGUAUCCCUGGUGAUCCUUUUCAUUCUAACCGGUACCAUGUUGGGACCUGAUCUGCUGGCUACUAUCCCUGCUACUGUCUAUGUAGUAGCUGUGCUGAUGCCCUUGGCUGGCUAUGGCUGUGGUUAUGGCAUAGCAACCUUAUUUCACUUGCCACCUCACUGCAAGAGGACAGUGUCACUGGAGACCGGCUGCCAAAACGUACAGCUCUGCACCGCUAUACUCAAACUGACCUUCCCUCCAGAGCUUAUUGGGAGCAUGUACAUGUUCCCCUUGCUCUACGCUCUCUUCCAGGCUGCAGAAGCUGGUCUGUUUGUAUUGGCCUAUAAGGUGUACGGCAAGGAUUCCUACAAACAAGAGCCUCUAGUAGGGGAAGAAGAAGAGGAUACGAACAUUUCCUACAAAAAACUGAAGGAAGAAGAAAUGCCAGAUACUUCCUAUGGCACUGUGACUGCCGAGGGCCAUGCCUCAGUGCUCAUGGAACCGAUGCAGACUGCCCUCUAGAGGAAGGGAGGACCUGAACUGGAAAUCCUGUUGUGGGAUAAUGUAGCAAACUGUUCAGUCAAAGGAGGAGGCAGGGAGAUGAUGGCACGAAGCAGUUGCUGUAAUCUUGAUUCCCUCAGCAUAUAUGGUUUGUAAAAAUGCCAAUAUUUUUGUCCAUGAAUAGCAAGUCACCUGUGACCACCUCCUCAGCUACCACAAAGAAUCAAUAUGAGCCAUCACAAUAAAGUAUACUGAAAUGCAAGCAAGCAGGAAGGCUGCAUGCUGAAGAGAGGGGUUUUAUAAGGUAAUUUUAAAGACUAGUAUGAGAGGGAGGGAAGAGAAGAACAGGGGAAUUAAUGCUGAUAGUAUUUGUUCUUGUGUAAAUGAAUGUCACCAACAUUUGCUGUUUAAAAGCUUUGUAUCUGUUUUACAUUAUUCAGCUUCUGUGUAUGUGGAAAGGUUGAACUCAUGUUGUAUAUUUACCACUGAUUAAAUUUCUUCUGAAGAUACCAAGCCAUUAAGAGGA